GAUCGACAUAAACUGUUUUUUUAAACAGUAUCUUAUCUUCUCUACCCGAAUCUAAUUUUGUUCUCAAUUUAAAACACCGAAAAAGCCCAUAUGCGUGCUUUUAUUUUGAAAGUAACAGACGUCAGUUCCUGCUCCUGUUCUGCUGUUGUCUAAUUUAUUUAACAGCUUUAGGCACUUUGUGAGUAAAAGUAUGUGGACAGCAGGAGAAGAGAUGGGUUUCGUGCUGGGGGUGCUGACCGGCUUGCUGGCUCUCUUCUGUUGUCUGGAUGUGUGGUACUUCCUGCGGGUAGCAGCGGUGCUUGUCCGAGCCUGGUUCCAGCCUCCUGUCUGGGAUGUCACAGCAGAGCAGAUCCUGAGAGGGCGGGUCCUUCUAAACGAUAUCGACAUGUGCCAUAUGAACAAUGCUCGUUACCUCCGGGAGUGUGACUUUGCCCGCUUCUCGUUGUACAUGCGAAAUGGUGUGUUCAAGGCCUUGCGAGCUCUUGGUGCUACCAUGGUGGUGGGUGCUACCACCAUCCGUUACCGCAGGGCUCUUUAUAUAGGUGAGGGUUAUGAGCUGCGGAGUCGGAUUGUCUCUUGGGAUGACAAAGCCUUUUUCCUGGAGCAGAGAUUUGUGUCAAGAAAAGACGGAUUAGUGUGUGCUGUCAUGUACUGCAAGCAGAGCGUCAUACUCAGCAGCCCGGAUAAGAUCAUGCAGCAUCUAUGUAAGAGGAAGGUGGAGUGUCCUGAGUUUCCAGAAGACCUGAAGCACUGGGUCAACUUCAUCUCCUCCAGCAGCCAGGCCCUCAGAGCAGAGAAAGGACUAGAGGUGAAGAAUAAAUGAAGCUGGAUGUUACGCGGGCAGUCCUUAAAAUUGUGUUUUUGGCUCUUUGUCAGCCAUCUGACUGGGGAGACUGUAAUUCAGUGUGUUUUUGAACACAUUUCUGGCAAGUCUUUGGAAAAUACUCAGCAUUGUAAAAUGUAAGUCUCAAGGAUUAUAGUGUUUUAGGGUGUUUGUGUUUGCACCGACUCUGGUUUAGGUCAUGCGACAUAUUUAAAUAAUUCUGACACACUGUCACUCCUCAUUGAGUACUGAAGUACAAGUAAGUAGUUUUCUAGAUGCUCAGGUUUUCACCAUGCACAUGUGUAAGUGGAUGUCGAAAGAGAAUAUGACUGACGGCAAGUUAGCGUCAGGUGGACCACACGGAGGGCCGACAUUCUGCAUGUUUUUGUUCCAAAUCACCUUGACAAAGUACUACUGCUGCCACAAAGUUAAUGGUAUAUUAAAAAUAACAAAACAAAAGAGGGUAUCUUUAAAAUACAUGGAGCAGGUUUCAGUGAAAAUUGGCUCUUUGUUUUGAAAGGCUGAAAAUAAGGACUAUUAGAUUAAAUAGUGCCUGAAAGUUUCUUACAUGCAAUAAACUUUGA
Thalassophryne amazonica is the source of this 1407-nucleotide messenger RNA. Its product is annotated as protein THEM6-like. The record is from RefSeq and is a predicted model, not a curated record. The transcript is spliced from 3 exons. NCBI's taxonomy places the organism in Eukaryota, Metazoa, Chordata, Actinopteri, Batrachoidiformes, Batrachoididae. The coding region runs from base 191 to 823 and encodes 210 amino acids.